AUGAGUAGUAUGGUGUCCACAACCAUUAAUCCGUUCCUGGACUCUCAGUUUCGUUAUGUGCUCAUCCCGGUUUUCUACAUCAUCUUCUUCAUCCUGGGCUUCAUCUCUAACCUCUACGUGCUGUUUGUCCUAAUUCGUGGAAUCAUUGUUUGUAUUUGUAUCUGGGUGUUUGUUCUGACGAUGUCUCUUCCUUUUCUGGUGAGUCCAGGGAUCAACGUGCACUCUAAAAACAACACCGACAUACGUCGCUGUUUUGAGGGAUACCAGGGAGGAACUAAUGACAAGAAGAAAAAAGUGGCUGUCACUCAUUUUCUAAUAAUUGGAUCGUUUUUUGUUGUCUUUUUACUCAUUGUGAUGUGCAAUUUCCUUAUUGCUCAAAGUUUAAUUUCUAAAAAUUCUCCUCAGUCGGAAAGUCAGUCUUCAGGAACACAGUCUAAAAAGCCCACUGUGACAUUCAUAUUUAAACGGCCAACAGGGGUAAAACGGAGGGCUCUCCAGAUGUUGCUGGCAGUGGUGGGAGUGUUUGUCCUGUGUUUCCUGCCACACCACAUAGUUCAAGGCCCUUGGGUUUUGGCAGUGCUGGAGAUCGAAGACGGCUUCGGCCACGUGAAAUACAGCGAGACCACUCGUCAGUUGCUGAACGACGCUCAUCAGAUCACCCUGGUUCUUAUGGGCCUCAACUGCAUUUUGGAUCCUGUAGUUUAUUAUUUUGCCACCGGGAAGUUUAGAGGAGAAAUCAAGGCCCACAUUAAAAAAUUAAUCCCAUGA
Neolamprologus brichardi is the source of this 768-nucleotide messenger RNA. NCBI's taxonomy places the organism in Eukaryota, Metazoa, Chordata, Actinopteri, Cichliformes, Cichlidae. The record is from RefSeq and is a predicted model, not a curated record.